AUGCUCAGAUUUUUCCACUCAAUCAUCCUUUGAAUCUGCCUGAAAGGAGAACAUAAACAUACUAUUCCAUCUUUUACAAAUAUUACAGUACAAGUUCAUAUUUAAUCUAUUAUUCGAAUUAGUAUCAAUUCUAAUUCUUGUUGGAUAAUUAGAGAAAAAAUCCGAGCAAAAUGGCUAGUACUAUACUACAAAUCUUAAUUACUCCUAUCACUGAACUAGCAAAACUUUUGGUUGUUCCUCUGAAAAAUGAAGUUGGUUAUCUUGUGAAAUUCCGCAGAAACAUUGAAGAUCUUAGAAGUAAAACAACUGAGCUUGAGAUAACCCGGGAGACAGCAAGAUGUACCACAGAUGCAGCUCGCCGCAGAGGAGAAGCCACAACUCAAGAUAUGGAACAAUGGCUGAGAAAGACGGAGUUGAUUAUGAAUGAUGUGCAUAAACUUUUAGGUGGAUUAAGAGAGGAAGAUAAGGGAAAGUUCAAUUUCUGCAGUACAAAUUUAAGCAGUCAUUAUUCAUCAAGCAAAAGAGCAGCAAAGUUGCUCAAAGAUGUCAAUGAGCUGAAAGGUAGUUUACAACAGAUUCCAGUUUCUCAACCAGCACCACCGCCUAGCAUUGAAAUGAUGCCUAGGGGGGAUUUUGAAGCUUUUGAAUCUACUAAAGUCGCUAUGGGGAAAAUCAUUGAGGCAUUAAAGCAUGAUGAUAACCAGAUUAUUGGGGUGUAUGGAAUGGGAGGAGUGGGGAAGACCUCAUUCAUCAAAGAAGUAGCAAAGUAUGCCAAAAUCACGGGUAUGUUUGAUGAGGUUGUUAUUGCUACUGUGUCUCGGAAUCCUGUUAUGCUGAAAAUCCAGAGAGAGAUUGCAGAAGGUUUAGGCUUGCAGUUGAAAGAGGAAACUGAGCAUGUGAGAUCUUUGAGACUGGCUGAAAGGCUGAAGCAAGAAAGACGGACUUUUAUAAUUUUGGAUGAUGUGUGGGAGAGAUUGGACUUGUCCUGGGUAGGCAUUUCUUCUGGGAAGGAUAGAAGUAAUUGUAAAAUUGCGAUAACUACACGAAACCUAGAUGUGUGCAGUGAGAUGUAUUGCAAUGUUAGUAUAAUAGUUGAACCCCUCUCUCAGCAAGAUUCAUGGGAACUUUUCAAGAAGUUUGCAGGAGAUGUUGUGGAAUCACCUGACUUGAACAGUGUGGCAAAGGAAGUUGCUAAGGAAUGUGGAGGUUUGCCGAUAGCUUUGGUGACACUAGGAAGGGUUUUAAGGAAUAAAGAGCCAAGAUUUUGGGAUGAUGCAGUGUAUGAACUGCGACAAUCAAGACCGUUGAACAUCAAAGGGAUGCAUGAAAAGGUCUUCUCAUGUCCAAGCUAAGUUUUGAUGAGUUUCAUAAUGA
Messenger RNA from Chenopodium quinoa (quinoa), 1374 nucleotides. RefSeq names its product disease resistance protein At4g27190-like. The record is from RefSeq and is a predicted model, not a curated record. Gene Ontology annotation, molecular function: ADP binding. NCBI's taxonomy places the organism in Eukaryota, Viridiplantae, Streptophyta, Magnoliopsida, Caryophyllales, Amaranthaceae. The coding region runs from base 171 to 1352 and encodes 393 amino acids. The transcript has a single exon.